GUCCUACUUCUAAGGAUGUGUACAUCGAUUAAACUUCCAUUGUUUGUUCAAUAUCUUUGUCUAAUCCAUAAACAGUUUAGUUUCGAUGGAUCAAGGUGCUACACUAGACUAAAUAAUUUUUAAUUGCUUAUUUUUGUAAUAUUAUUUCUAAAUAGUAUUAUAUCAUAUUAUGGAUGCCUCGAUACCUGUAUACGAGAAGCCCCAUUCUCGCCUUAGUGUUUUAGAUUGGACUCGAAAUAUACAAAGGCUGCAAAACGAAGCUAGAUUACGUCGCUUUGAGUCUUAUGAGCUACGUCAGAGAGCAAAUCAACUCAGAAACGAGACUUCGGUAACAACUAGAUGGGACAACUAUGUUAAUAACGAACUGUUAAGAGAUAGAAUAUUCGAAGUAGAAUCAUGGCGAGAAAAUCAAAGAUUCACUCGGGAGCAGGUAAGAGAUGAGAGUAGAGCGCUACAAGAAGAGAAGAACGCGACUGAACUGCAACUGGAAUCACUCCAAGUACCUUUGAUGGUGAGUUCUCAGUGUCUCACUAAUCGAGACCAGAGACUUCCACCUGAGUUGACCAAGGAUACAUUGGGAGAGGAGUUGAAUAAGGAGUUACACAUACUGGAGAACAGCAAACGUGUCCUAACAGACGUAUGCCAUAUGGCCUGGGAGAAAUUAAAAGAAUUAACUAAUGUCUUCUGUCGGUUAGAGCGAGAGAUACAGAACAAGGAUGACGCAUUGGGCAUAGAUCGCCACGUCAAACAGCUGGACAGAUACAGUUCUGAUAUUUCGUUUAAGAUUGAUCCUACAAGGGUACCACCUGAAUCAAUAACAGAAGAAAGCUACGUUCACUGCAUAGAGAAUACUAUUAAGAUCGCUGAGCAGCUGAUGAGAGAAUCUAAAUCAUUACGAGAGACCAUGUUUAGAAGUCGUGAACAGGUCAAAAACCAGUUGUAUGCGCAAUGUCAGGCCGUGGAGAUGGUGAUGAGGAGAAGGGUAUUUGAUAUUCAAAGGGCCAGAAAUGAAAUGGAGUGGCAGAAACUGAAGUUAGAGCAAAAUCUCGCCAAGGUAGAGCGAGAAAUAGAAUCUCUGCGAGCGGCUGUUGCUGAUAAAAUAAAUCCAACUAAGUUAGUGGAAACCCGUCUGGAAGCCAGAACACGACGACCUGCUUUAGAGAGAGUGCAGGAUAAGCCAACACGUGGUCUGAUAGAAGAGUACGAGAGAGUUCAUACAAGCACCAGUACGUUGGAGAAGAAACUAGAAGAUGCACUUUCCACAUACCAUGGCAUGCACAGCCAUUACCAAAGGGUAACAAAAGACCUGCAGUACAAGAACCAGGCUCUAGAGACAGACAGGCGGCUGGUGGAGAUUCGGAAGCCACUUCAUCGAUCUGAUGAUACUGAGUUCCAAAGGAAUGUUGGUUAUUGCCAUAUGAGCGAUGAAUUGAUCACAGACUAGCAAGAGUCCAUAUUUACUCUUUGGUCACAAACUUUUUUUUAGGUCGUCCAUUUUCUCUAUUUAUAAUAGACUAAGGAUGAUAUCUGAGUUUACAAUUAGAUCAAGUAACAUUGCCAUGGCCCAUGAGUUUACAGUUUGUCUCCAUUUAUUUAAUACCUGUAGACAUAAUGGCUUGCAGAUUGUUAAUUCAGUGGUUCCCCUGUACCACAAAAUUGUUGAAUAACUUAGUGAAAACGAUUUGUAAUCAAAAUGUCCGCAUAAACAGAAACACUUAUUAUGUACUAAAUAUUACGAAUGUGUAAUUUAUAAUAAGAUACUAUAUUGUGUUUCGCAGUCGAGAGCAAGUGUACCUUGGUAUUAAGAUUUAGCUUGAUAUUAAAUUAUCCCUUAUAGUAGACAAAUAAUAAAUGGCACAAUGGCACAGCGAAAUUAGAUUACCAAUUUAUUAAUAGCUUUUUGGAUAUUUCAAUGAUAUGUUCUCUUACACAUAUUUAGAUAAUUACUUAGGAAACUCAUGAGCACCGCUGAUUGGAGCAUAAAUAAAACAAGUUAGUAUUAAAAAAUAAUAUUUAAUCUAGGCAAAUGAUCCUAGUGAUACAUAGACACAAGGAUGGGUAGUUAUUUAAUAUGUAUUAGAAAUGAUUAUUAUAAAAAAUAUUUAACACAAUAUUGGUGCACAUUAAAUAUAUGAAUACAUAAGGCAUUUUUUAAAAUCCUAUUUU
Molecule: messenger RNA, 2166 nt
Organism: Pieris rapae (cabbage white)
Lineage: Eukaryota; Metazoa; Arthropoda; Insecta; Lepidoptera; Pieridae
Product: tektin-B1-like
Exons: 7
Coding region: 170-1444 (424 amino acids)
Biological process (GO): cilium movement involved in cell motility; cilium assembly
Cellular component (GO): nucleus; microtubule cytoskeleton
Source: RefSeq, a predicted model, not a curated record